Molecule: messenger RNA, 3780 nt
Organism: Octodon degus (degu)
Lineage: Eukaryota; Metazoa; Chordata; Mammalia; Rodentia; Octodontidae
Gene: Ccnj
Product: cyclin J
Exons: 5
Coding region: 67-1218 (383 amino acids)
Biological process (GO): mitotic cell cycle phase transition; regulation of cyclin-dependent protein serine/threonine kinase activity
Cellular component (GO): cytoplasm; nucleus; cyclin-dependent protein kinase holoenzyme complex
Molecular function (GO): cyclin-dependent protein serine/threonine kinase regulator activity
Source: RefSeq, a predicted model, not a curated record
GAGCGGGUCUGCGGCGUGUCUUUCAGGCUGGAGUCUCAGCGUCUGGCUGGCGCGCCGCCGGGUCCCAUGGAGCUGGAGGGGCGGUGGUGGCGAGGACAGCUGGCUGCCGACAUCCACCAAGCGCUUCGGUACAAGGAGCUGAAGUUGCCCUCCUACAAAGGCCAGUCCCCUCAGUUAAGCCUCAGAAGGUAUUUUGCCGACCUGAUUGCCAUUGUGAGCAACCGCUUCACGCUCUGCCCUUCUGCCCGGCACCUUGCUGUCUACUUACUGGACUUGUUCAUGGACCGCUACGACAUCUCUAUCCAGCAGCUGCACUUCGUCGCGCUGUCCUGUCUGCUCUUAGCAAGUAAAUUUGAAGAAAAAGAAGACAGUGUGCCUAAGCUGGAGCAGCUCAACAGCCUGGGCUGCAUGACGAACAUGAACCUGGUGCUGACAAAGCAGAACUUGCUACACAUGGAGCUGCUGCUGUUGGAAACCUUCCAGUGGAACCUCUGCCUCCCGACGGCAGCUCACUUCAUCGAGUAUUAUCUCUCUGAAGCAGUACACGAAACAGAUCUUCACGACGGCUGGCCAAUGAUUUGUUUGGAAAAAACUAAACUCUAUAUGGCCAAAUACGCGGAUUACUUCUUGGAAGUGUCUCUGCAAGAUUAUGCCUUUCUAAAUUAUGCACCUUCUUUAGUAGCUGCUGCGUGUGUGGCUUCUUCGAGGAUUAUACUUCGACUUUCCCCAACGUGGCCUGCAAGACUGCAUCGUCUCACUGCUUACUCGUGGGAUUUCUUAGUGCAGUGUAUUGAGCGGCUGUUGAUUGCUCAUGACAAUGACGUGAAAGAAGCAAACAAACAGAGAGGACAGGCGGGCCCUCAGGCAGCACCAGUAGGCGUGUUCCAGACGGCCUCGCAGCCCUCACGGCCAGCUCACUUUCAGCAGCCUCAGUAUCUCCAUCAGACUCAACAGACCUCGCUGCAGUACCGCCAUCCUGUGUCAGAGCAACCCGGCUGCCAGCAGGUUGUGUCUACCACGCACACCUCGUCCUACACACUACAGACAUGUCCUGCUGGCUUCCCAACAAGUGUGCAGGGCCUUGGGAACAUGCAGACUGGUGUUGGGAUGUCCCUGGCGAUACCAGUAGAAGUUAAGCCCUGCGUGAGUGUCGCUUACAACCGGAGUUAUCAGAUCAAUGAACACUACCCUUGUAUUACUCCGUGCUUCGAAAGGUGAUCGUGUGUGAAGCCGAAAACUGACCCGGACAAUUCUUUGACUCGAAGGCCUGGGGCAUCUUUUUUUGUAAACUUGUCUACAGAAGAAAAGGGAUCCAAAUAACAUCAGAACUUUUCAGAUACCAGUGCCAGGAGGACGGAAUAGCCGUUCAGUAUCUAGGAGUACACAGGAGAACUAACCACACGCUUUUAGCAGUGUGGGUGUCAGACCCUGUUUCAACCAAUCCCUGUAUGACAGAAAUGUUCAAGCCUGGCUGGUGGUCCACGUAUUUCAGAAAUGUUCAUUUUAACAGGAAAUCUGACCAGAUUCCAGCUUAGCAUUCUGAGAGUUAACCUGUGGCAGACUCUGGGCCUUAUGUUCUUAUAUGUUGAGACUAAUAUUUCUCUUUGGACUUGCCAAACUCUCUUUUAUGAAGGAAAGUUAACAGUAUUAAUUUUUGCAGAGAUUCUUUUUUUAUUCAGUUUUGAGUUUUACUUUUGAGCUAUAGAUGAAUUUCUCACUUAAUUUUAAAUUGUGCUAUACCAGUUGUGCAGUUCAUUUUUUUUUUCAAAUUAUCCUAUAUAAUUUCCUGUCAUAAAUAAUAGGUUUCUGGAUUUGUGUACUAAAAUUAGGGGUUGAGUAGAUCUCAUAUCUUGAAAUCAUGGUUGUAACUUGAGUUUCUUACUUGCUUGGUUUUUUUUCUUUUUUGUUUUUAAAUCUUUAGAAUUAAAACACAUUUAACUCAGGGAAUUUAUACUACUUGGAAACAUUUAACUACACUUAACUGUAAUACAGCAUGCUAUGGGAAUGUUCUAGUGUGAACUACCUUUAUAACAGGUUUAAAUGCUCCUGCUAGGAUAUGUUUUCAAAUGAGAAGACGAUAUCGUAGCACAGAAUGAAGUGGUAGUUCCUGUGAUUCAAAAUACAUGCAUAGGUUUUGCAUUUCUCAGUGCAAUCAGUGAUUUGCUACUACUCUUUAAAAAGUUUUUUCAAGAGAAAACGUAUCAGUAAAGUGUCAGUACUGGAAUAAAGUCCCAUAGGUUUGUUUUGGAGCGGAGGGUGGCCAGGGUGGUGCUCAGGUUGUGCUAGCGCAGCACUUUGUAUAUGGAAGACAGGUUUUAAAGCACCCUUGGAGUCCAGCCAGUCAAUCUAAGCAGGCAAGGGUGCAGAUUACUAAAGUUCAGGAGUCACUUUCAUUAGGUUGGCCCACAACUGUCCAGGGACAUCUCACUGUACUGGUAAUGACUGAGGACAGCAGGAAUAGGCAAGUUAAGAGUAAAAUAUUAUGGGGGAGAUAAAAAGGAAAGCGUCAUAACUAAUAAAUUAUACAUUGUGCUCUUAGCUGAGCGGGGAGAGAUUUGGUGGAGGAAGCUUUCUGGUUUAGAAAUUUGUAAGGUGUGUAUUUUGUUUGUGUUUUCUUAAAGAUAGCACUUGAAUAGAAAAGAGUCUGCAUGGCAGAUAGGUGACCAUCACAGUACGCAUUGAAGACAGACUUACUGUAAAGAUGCGGGUAUGCAGCAGGCGUCUCAGUAACGAAGCCCGCGGCCUUGCUUAGGAAGGCCGGGGCUCAGCGUGGUGACGAGGAUGCGGCAGCUCCAGCGGAUGGGGGGCUCUGCCUGCGUGAGGGCUUCCAGCAGGGUCCUUUCUGAAAAGGAAACUAACCUUCCUGCAUACUACACAGGGCAUGAGGUGGAUGUGUUAGUCUGGCAAAUAAAGCAAAACCACUCAGGUAAGAACACCUACGAAUGGCAGUUUCCAAGCAUGAAAAUUGUUUUCUGGAACUAUCAUCUCUUUUCCUCUUUUAAAAGGCUGCUAAUUGGAUUUUAAUAGUUCUUACCUUAAGAAACUUGAAUUACUUGGAGGGAAAGUAGGUUAUAAAAAAUAAUACACCUUUCAUCUUUCACAUUCACGUAGAACCCAGUAAACUGGAGUCCAAUUUUCAGUAUUUUAACUACCUCAGUAAUGCUAUGAAUGUAUGAUACUGGGCUAGAAAUCCUAACUUGAAACAACAGCCAGUGCCUGUGGUAAUUUAAUGUCUUGUCCAACGCUUUUAUUGAUUGGUUUAUAUGUCAUUCUUGUUGUAGAAAAAUAUGCCUUUUAAAAAGCCUAUUAAUACUUUCCCAAUUUAUAUUUUUAAAAAAGCUAAAGAACACUGGAUUAAUCUUUGGGGAGGGGUAGAAUAAAAUAAUUGAUUACAAUUGCUGCAUACCCGGGAUGUGGUCGUGUGGUUGAAGAACCAGAACCAUUUUUAAAACAAUAGUUUUCAAUACAAAUACAGCUCAUAACUGUUAGCUUUUGGGGAGGGAAGAUGUGUGGGUUUUGUUUUGUUUAAUUUAUUGAUUAGUCAAAUGUUUUUGUUUCUGUUUUUUUUUCUUUUUUUGAGAUUACUGGACCAUGAUUAAAUGUGUACUGUGAAGAGAUUAAUGAUAUGUAUAAGGGCUUAACCAAAGUCCACUUAAAUAAACACUACUCAAGUACAGACUACAAACCAAAAUGUAUCUGUGUUAUGGCAUGAAUUGCAAAUAGUGUGGUGCUAAAGUCUACACCAGUGGAAUUAGAUGAGUGCUGUGCACUUCGUUUUAA